AUGGCUCCCCAGCCCGUCGAGGCACCCCUCUCCCAGUCGGCGACCUUCCUCGUCCUGGCCGCCACCGACCAGCCCGACGCGGCAAAGACCAUCCGCUCCGUCCUCGCCAGCGUCGCCGACCUGACAAAGAACAUCUCCAUCCGCGACCGCGCCGCCUCGCUCUCCUGCACGGUCGGCAUCGGCAGCAGCCUCUGGGACAAGGUCGUCCCGCCAGGCCGGCCGCGCCCGGCGGAGCUGCACCCCUUCCCCGAGGUGCGGGGCGCCCGGCACACGGCGCCGUCGACGCCGGGGGACCUGCUCUUCCACAUCCGGUCCGAGCGGCGCGACAUGGCCUUUGAGUUCGAGCGGCAGCUGAUGGACCGCCUCGGCGGCGCCGUGCGCGUCGAGGACGAGACGGUCGGGUUCCGCUACUUUGACGUGCGCGACGUCCUGGGCUUCGUCGACGGCACGGCCAACCCCGUCGGCGCCCAGGACGUCGCGGACGCGGUGCUGCUCACGGCGCGGGACGACCCCGCGGGGGAGGGCGGCAGCUACGUCGUCGUGCAAAAGUACCUGCACGACCUGGCGGCCUGGGGCCGGCUCAAGACCGAGGACCAGGAGGCCAUCAUCGGGCGGACCAAGCUGGACAACGUCGAGCUCGACGACGCCGAGGGCCCGGAGCAGAAGUCGCACAAGACGCUCGCGACGAUCGAGGGCGAGGACGGCAGCGAGCACGACAUCCUGCGGGACAACAUGCCCUUCGGGUCGCCGGCGCAGGGCGAGUUCGGCACCUACUUCAUCGGCUACUCGAAGAAGUUGUGGGUGACGGAGAAGAUGAUGGAGCGGAUGUUUAUAGGGGAUCCGCCUGGGAAGCAUGAUCGGAUUCUAGACUACUCUAGUCCUGUCACUGGCUCGACGUUCUUUGUGCCGUCGUUGAGUCUGUUAGAGAGCUUGGACGACGAUUAA
Molecule: messenger RNA, 945 nt
Organism: Thyridium curvatum
Lineage: Eukaryota; Fungi; Ascomycota; Sordariomycetes; Thyridiales; Thyridiaceae
Exons: 1
Coding region: 1-945 (314 amino acids)
Cellular component (GO): cytosol
Molecular function (GO): peroxidase activity; heme binding
Source: RefSeq, a predicted model, not a curated record